GUUAGUUAAUACCAACACAAGAAACAUUCUAUCUACACAAAACAAUGAUCAUCUCCAAUUCUAGGAUCAUAUCUUUGUUCACAAAUUUACAAAAACCAAACAUAAUGAAAAAUCCUAGUCAAGCCACUAUGUUCUUUUUCUCUGAGCCAGGAAAAAAAGUUACUACUAGAAAUUACUCUCUCAAGGUUUUAUCAAAGAAUGAUUCUUCCUUUCCUAUAUUAUCCGACAUAAAGAAGAAGAAAAACAAAGUUUACGACGAUGAAGAAGCAAAAAUAGCAGAGAAAUGGAAAGAUAUUCAUGGUCAAAACGAUUGGGAAGGGAUGCUUGAUCCUAUCGAUCCUCUAUUACGAGCAGAGCUAAUACGUUAUGGUGAGAUGGCACAAGCAUGUUACGAUGCAUUCCAUUUGGAUCAAGAUUCUAAGUUUUGUGGUAGCUGUAAAAUUGAUCCUGGAUUAUUUUUCCAGAGUCUUGGAUUGUCAGCAAAUCAUGGUUAUAAUGUAACCAGCUAUAUUUAUUCCAUGUACCAUAUUAAUAUACCAAGUUUUUUUAAAGUACCUCUUUGGCCUGAUGCAUGGAGUCAUAAAGCAAAUUGGAUUGGCUAUGUAGCAGUUUCAAAUGAUGAAUAUUCGACACAUUUAGGGCGUCGUGACAUAACAAUUGCGUGGCGUGGCACAGUGACAGAUCUUGAAAAGAUAGCAGAUUUCAUGGAUUUUCAAAAACCAACUAGAUAUCACAAGAUUCCUAGUCGCGAUCCAACCAUAAAAGUUGAAGCAGGAUUCUUGGAAAUCUACACCAGCAAAGACGACGAAUGCAACUUUUGCAAGGUCUCAGCAAGAGAACAGGUUUUAGCUGAAGUGAAGCGAUUGAUAGACAGAUACUCGAAUGAGGAAAUAAGUAUAACAAUAACAGGACAUAGUUUGGGAAGUGCUUUAGCUACAAUAAAUGCUUAUGAUAUUGCAGAGAUUGGACUAGAUGUACGCGAAGAUGGUCGCGUUAUACCUAUAUGUGUCUUCUCAUUCUCAGGGCCAAGAGUUGGGAACAUUAGAUUUAAGCAAAGGCUUGAGGGAUUAGGAGUGAAGGUGUUAAGAGUAGUAAAUAAACAUGACAAAGUUCCAGCAGUUCCUGGGAUUUUUCUAAAUGAGAAUGUUCCUACAUUUGUUCAAAAAGUUGGUGAAUUGUUCUUACCUUGGUGUUAUUUGCAUGUUGGAGAAGAGCUUGUUUUGGAUCACAAGACUUCCCCUUUCUUGAAAGAUAUAGAUAAUCUCACAUACUUCCACAAUUUGGAGGUUCACCUGCAUUUACUCGACGGAUUUCAUGGGGAAGGAAGAAGCAUUUGGCAUGGGAGCAGCAGGGAAAAAGCUUUGGUGAAUAAAACAACAGACUUUUUAAAAGAUGAUUUCUCUGUUCCACCAAAUUGGUGGGAAACAGAAUACAGAAAGCUAAUUGAGCAGCACAAAGGACAGUGGAUGAUCGAUCAUCAACAGAGUAGUCUCAAGAAUCAUUCCCCUGAAGAAGAUGAUCAAAACCAUCACCUUUAGCAGUUUGGUUGUUCUUAUCAUACUUUUUGCCGAAUUAUUACAGAUGUAAUCAUAAAAAAUCUACUUUUUAAACUUGUGGUAUAAAACAAGAUAUAGGUAUUUGUGGUGGUUAUAAAU
Nicotiana tabacum (common tobacco) is the source of this 1655-nucleotide messenger RNA. Its product is annotated as phospholipase A1-Igamma2, chloroplastic-like. Gene Ontology annotation, biological process: lipid metabolic process. NCBI's taxonomy places the organism in Eukaryota, Viridiplantae, Streptophyta, Magnoliopsida, Solanales, Solanaceae. Gene Ontology annotation, molecular function: glycerophospholipase activity. The record is from RefSeq and is a predicted model, not a curated record.